UCUCCAUCUCGACGACUUCGUUGUGAUUUGACAAUCAGCAGCGGUUCAGAGACCGCAAAUUAAACAGACAACGACGCAACAACGAGACGGAACAGCUAACUAAGUUUGACUAAAGCUUUGACAUGCCUGUGGCGUCAACCGGCAUGGUGCCUGCGGUUCCCCCCCAGGUCCUGGACACCCUGAGUGACAGCACCAGCUCCACCACGGCCAAUGACCUGGACCUCAUCUUCCUCAAGGGAAUCAUGGAGAGCCCUGUGGAACAAGAGAGUCUUGUGGAGACGAGGUUAGAGGCGGUGAGGGACAACAAUGUGGAGCUAGUCCAGGAGAUCCUCAGGGAGCUGAGUCCCUUCACACACCAGAGCAACACCGCAGCAGAGCUAACGCGCAUCCUAAAUGAACCCCACUUUCAGUCUCUGCUGGAGACCCAUGACUCCGUGGCAUCCCAGGUUUGUGACACCCCUCCACCCAGCCCCUGUGCCUAUACGGAGCCCCCCCUCAACAACCAGCCCCUGCCCCCUGACGCCGUCCGGAUGGUGGGCAUCCGCAAAUCGGCUGGGGAACACCUGGGCGUGACGUUUCGAGUGGAGGCGGGAGAGCUGGUGAUUGCCAGGAUCCUGCACGGGGGGAUGAUCGACCAGCAGGGUCUGCUCCACGCAGGGGACAUCAUCAAGGAGGUGAAUGGGACGGAGGUAGGCCAGGAUCCCAGGGUGCUGCAGGAGAUGCUGCAGGAGGCCAGCGGCAGUGUUGUGCUCAAGAUACUCCCAAGCUACCAGGAAGGCCACUCCCCGGGACAGGUGUUUGUGAAGUGUCACUAUGAGUAUGAUCCAGCCAAUGACAACCUGAUCCCUUGUAAAGAGGCGGGGCUUAAGUUCUACACCGGGGACAUCCUGCAGAUUGUCAACCAGGAUGAUGUUAACUGGUGGCAGGCUCGUCGUUGUGUGGAGGGAGGCAGUGCUGGACUGAUCCCCAGCCAGCUGCUGGAGGAGAAAAGGAAAGCCUUUGUCAAGAGAGAUGUGGAGCUUGUCUCUGCAGGAAAUCUUUGUACUGGAGUGGCGGGUAAGAACAAAAAGAAAAAGAUGAUGUAUCUCACUACAAAGAAUGCAGAGUUUGACAGGCACGAGUUGCUGAUCUAUGAAGAGGUUGCCAAGGUUCCCCCGUUCCGCAGGAAGACGUUGGUUCUGAUCGGCGCUCAGGGCGUGGGCCGCCGCAGCCUGAAGAACAAACUGCUGCUGUCCGACCCACGUCACUAUGGCACCACCAUACCCCACACCUCCAGGAAGCCCAAGCCCGGUGAGCGGGAGGACCAGAUGUAUGCAUUCACCUCGCGCAGCAACAUGGAGGCGGACAUCAAGAACGGGCGAUACCUGGAGCACGGCGAGUAUGAGGGCAACCUCUACGGCACCAAGAUAGACUCCAUCCACGAGGUGGUUGAGGCCGGACGAAUCUGUGUACUGGACCCCAACCCUCGGGCCCUGAAGGUACUGCGGACAUCUGAGUUCCUGCCAUAUGUGGUUUUCAUCAAGGCCCCUGACUUGGAGGUCGUCAAGGCCAUGAACCAGUCGGGCAUUGAGGCGGGGGUGGUCACUAAGCAGCUAACGGAUGCUGAGCUGAAACGAACGGUUGAUGAGAGCACCCGCAUUGAGGGGGCCUACGGUCACUACUUUGACCUCACUAUUGUCAACGAUAACCUGGAAGAGAGCUACAUGAACAUGAAGUCGGCCCUGGAGAAGGUUUCUGCCACUGCUCAGUGGGUCCCUGUCACUUGGGUCUUCUAGUGGUAGGCAGACGGAGAGGAGGAUGGUGUUGAACAUCUCCCUCAUUCUCACCAGAUGUUGUGCCAUCUGGCUCAUCGUCACAGUGACCUCUGAACUCUGACCUGUGGAACCCAUACAUAAGACUGGACUGACAGCAUUGUUUUUGCUGUGUAUGUAUUUAUUUUGGACAUUUGUCAAUCAAAUUUCAAGAUGUUUUCUUGUUUGGGGAUUCUAGUUUGGUUGUGUGUGUGUUUGUGUGUGUGUGUGUGUGUGUGUGUGUGUGUGUGUGUGUGUGUGUGCGUGUGUGUGCGCGUGUGUGUGUGCGUGCGUUUGUCUGUGUGUUGGUCAGCAAUAUAAUUAUUUCGUUUUUACCGUAGGUCUCACACACAGACAUACACUCGCACACACAUACUAAGCCACUGGUGUAAUUCCCCAAAUUCUAUUUUUAUUACUACAUUCUAUUUUUUACAGGUCGUUCUAGUUGACACACUUUGACACUUACAGUACGGUUGUAGUUUUCUUUCCUAUCAUUUAAAAAACUUCAAAGUAUGAACAGUCUUAAUAUUUAUUAAGAUAGCGUGCAGAUGAAUAUAGAGAUAUAUGGUGUUGAUAUUUAUGUGACUUUACAAAUACCAACAUUCAUUAUCUUUUCAGAAAGUCCCUAUUCUCAGCCCAUCUCUCUUCUGUUUUAUAGGAACUAUUUCUUCCCAGGUCUUGUCUACCAUUAAGUUGACCUUUGUAAUCCACAUUAAAUGAAAUAGAAAUACUGUUAAAUACCUGCAGUUAUAAACCAUCAGUAAGGAACAGACAAAGUACAAUCCAAGGGCCGUUUAUUUUGUCACUGGGCAGGCCUCUGGUUUAUUAGUUUUUUUUUUUUUGAUGUUUUUCAAAACAUUUCAUUACAGGGGAUUGUUUUUAUGACGGCAAUACAGGAUGGACAUAGUAUUGAGCCCAUUGAAAUCGAUGCACCCCUGACAUGGGGGAAUUUGGUGCUAAUUAGAUUGGGGACUGAAACCUGAUGCCAAAUGGAACCCGGUCAUAUUAAACAGACACACAACAGAAGCAAACGGCCCGAGGCAUGCUACUUGUUCAAGAAUACAAAAUUGACCUUCUUAUUCUGCUGUGAAACAUGCGUUUUGCUGUGGGGUCCUUGAUGAAUAUGACCCUGGAAACUCCAUACUAACAACACACAACAAUGAAUCGUUUGUCUAGUCCAAAUUAGUUAAAGGUCAUAGUUUGUUUCUUCUAGUGUGGUUUAAAUCACGCUCAUGUGUGCUUGGAAUUUUUCAAGUCAGAGAUUACAGUUAAUCAAAUGUAUGAUGCUUCUGUUUCUAAAUAUGUUUGUGAAUUUAGAGAUGCUGUAGCAUGGAAGCUAACUGCAGUAACAGUGCAUUGUUUGUAGGACAAAAUUAAGAAUAUAAAAUCAACGAGUCA
Molecule: messenger RNA, 3188 nt
Organism: Esox lucius (northern pike)
Lineage: Eukaryota; Metazoa; Chordata; Actinopteri; Esociformes; Esocidae
Gene: mpp2a
Product: membrane protein, palmitoylated 2a (MAGUK p55 subfamily member 2)
Exons: 13
Coding region: 123-1775 (550 amino acids)
Cellular component (GO): cell-cell junction; plasma membrane
Molecular function (GO): protein binding
Source: RefSeq, a predicted model, not a curated record